Molecule: messenger RNA, 1701 nt
Organism: Oenanthe melanoleuca
Lineage: Eukaryota; Metazoa; Chordata; Aves; Passeriformes; Muscicapidae
Product: tubulin alpha-1A chain
Exons: 4
Coding region: 171-1526 (451 amino acids)
Biological process (GO): mitotic cell cycle; microtubule cytoskeleton organization
Cellular component (GO): microtubule; cytoplasm
Molecular function (GO): GTP binding; structural constituent of cytoskeleton
Source: RefSeq, a predicted model, not a curated record
GGGCCACCAAUGGCCUCCGCCGCCGCCGGCCCCGCCGCCCCCCCGGCCCCGCCGCCCGCCCCGCCCCGCCGCCGCUAUAAAGCCCCGCACCGAGCCCCGCGCUCCGCCGCGCCUCUUACAUCGACCGCCUCAGCGUCGGGCUGUGAGACCGCCCCGGACCGACCGCCGCCAUGCGCGAGUGCAUCUCCAUCCACGUGGGCCAAGCGGGCGUGCAGAUCGGCAAUGCGUGCUGGGAGCUGUACUGCCUGGAGCACGGCAUCCAGCCCGACGGGCAGAUGCCCAGCGACAAGACCAUCGGCGGGGGGGACGACUCCUUCAACACCUUCUUCAGCGAGACGGGCGCCGGCAAGCACGUGCCCCGGGCCGUGUUCGUGGACCUGGAGCCCACGGUGAUCGACGAGGUGCGCACCGGGACGUACCGGCAGCUCUUCCACCCCGAGCAGCUGAUCACGGGCAAGGAGGAUGCGGCCAACAACUACGCCCGCGGGCACUACACCAUCGGCAAGGAGAUCAUCGACCUGGUCCUUGACCGCAUCCGCAAGCUGGCUGACCAGUGCACAGGGCUGCAGGGCUUCCUGGUGUUCCACAGCUUUGGCGGUGGCACCGGCUCUGGCUUCACCUCCCUGCUGAUGGAGCGGCUCUCUGUCGACUACGGCAAGAAGUCCAAGCUGGAGUUCUCCAUCUACCCGGCCCCGCAGGUGUCCACGGCCGUGGUGGAGCCCUACAACUCCAUCCUCACCACCCACACCACCCUGGAGCACUCCGACUGUGCCUUCAUGGUGGACAACGAGGCCAUCUACGACAUCUGCCGCCGCAACCUGGACAUCGAGCGCCCCACCUACACCAACCUCAACAGGCUGAUUGGGCAGAUCGUGUCCUCCAUCACGGCCUCGCUGCGCUUUGACGGAGCCCUGAACGUCGACCUGACAGAAUUCCAGACCAACCUGGUGCCGUACCCGCGCAUCCACUUCCCGCUGGCCACCUACGCCCCGGUCAUCUCUGCAGAGAAGGCUUAUCACGAGCAGCUGUCGGUGGCCGAGAUCACCAACGCCUGCUUCGAGCCGGCCAACCAGAUGGUGAAGUGUGACCCGCGGCACGGCAAGUACAUGGCGUGCUGCCUGCUGUACCGCGGGGACGUGGUGCCCAAGGAUGUCAACGCCGCCAUCGCCACCAUCAAAACCAAGCGCACCAUCCAGUUUGUGGACUGGUGCCCCACUGGUUUCAAGGUGGGCAUCAACUACCAGCCGCCCACGGUGGUGCCCGGGGGCGACCUGGCCAAGGUGCAGCGCGCCGUGUGCAUGCUGAGCAACACCACGGCCAUCGCCGAGGCCUGGGCCCGCCUGGACCACAAGUUUGACCUGAUGUACGCCAAGCGGGCGUUCGUGCACUGGUACGUGGGGGAGGGCAUGGAGGAGGGAGAGUUCUCAGAGGCCCGUGAGGAUAUGGCUGCCCUGGAGAAGGAUUAUGAGGAGGUGGGGGUGGAUUCUGUGGAAGGAGAGGGAGAGGAGGAAGGGGAGGAAUACUAAAUUCACAAGGGUGCUGCUUGAACAGGGAACAUAAACUAGGUGAGACCCCACGGGGUCUGUAGCAGUGUGUGCGCCACGGUCUGUCCUGUCAAUGGUCUGUGCUUCAAUGGAAAAGUCUGUGAUGGACUCACCCGUCCUCUCCUGUGGGUCUGAAUAAAAAGCAUUCCCUGUCUUA